This is a messenger RNA of Brettanomyces nanus, 1851 nucleotides long. RefSeq lists its product as uncharacterized. Bases 1 to 1851 code for a protein of 616 amino acids. The transcript has a single exon. The record is from RefSeq and is a predicted model, not a curated record. Lineage: Eukaryota; Fungi; Ascomycota; Pichiomycetes; Pichiales; Pichiaceae.
AUGUUUCGACCAGUUGAAACCAACGGAGUUGGAUUUUCUUCCACUCCAAACCUUCACAGUUCCCUUAAAUAUCGGGUACCUGAAACAAUGGAAGCUGACGAGACUGGAACCUCAAAAAAACGAUUUGAAGAGAGACACUCCAGACAGGAGUCGGGAUCCACAACGUAUAACGUUCUAGAUAUUUAUACAGAAGAUGACAAAGAUAAGCAGCCUGAAGGAUCAAUCAAUGACCACGGAGAUACCAUGGUGGUGUCGGAGACCUGGUCCAUGGAACCUUUUACGUUGGUUCCACACAACAUCUUUGCACCAAUGACUUCUACAGGAAGUACUUCAACAACUGCAUCUACACCGUCUCCUUUACCAACUAAAAGAGGUCGAAGAAACCCAAUUACCCGCAAAGAAUCUUAUGCAUCACUUAAGAAAUCCAGGACUUCGUUGGAGUUGAUUCGAAGCAAAAUAGGGGAGUCGAUGGCUACAGGAACUGACAGGCCAGAGAAGGAACAACAGAUAAAGCACCAAAACCGUCGAACUACAAAGAGUUCUGUGCUAGAGAGUGAGAUGGAUCGAUACGGAUUUCGAAAAGCUAACAAUUUUAUUACGGAGAGUGAGUACAACAGAUGGUGGGUCUCAUACUCGCCGUAUCUGAUCAAGCGGAAGAAGAAAUGGGAGAAGAUUAUGGCUAAGAAUGGACUCCCUACUACAGAUGAUGUUGCUCCAACCAGAUUCCCUCCACGAUCUGACAAUUUGAGGAAAUUUGUUCGUAAAGGAAUCCCAGCUGAAUGGAGAGGUAACGCUUGGUUCUAUUUUGCCAAGGGCAAUGAGAAACUACGAGAAAAUAAAGGCGUCUACGAUAGAUUGGUGGACCAGACUAUGGAUAUCAUAAACGAAGAUACAGAGGCCAUAGAGAAAGAUUUGCAUAGAACAUUCCCAGAGAAUGCUCAUUUUAAAAACAUAAAGAGAAAGGACUCCAAUGAGAGCACGGUAGAGUAUGAGAGUGCCUUAAUUCAGACUUUAAGGAGGGUUCUCAAGUGUUUUUCCAUUUACAAACCCAGUGUGGGCUAUUGUCAAUCUCUUAAUUUUAUUGCAGGGCUUAUUUUAAUUUAUAUGGACGAAGAGAAGGCAUUUUGGAUGCUUGUGAUUAUCUCCGAAAGAUAUCUUCCGGGUAUCCAUGACUUCAACUUGGAAGGAGUUAAUGUCCACCAGGGCGUUCUUAUGCUAUGCCUGAGACAGUUUUUGCCGAACGUGUGGAGAAUGAUUGUAGAGAAGAGCGACUCUCCGUAUCUAGAAGGUAGCAAUUCGUUUCUCUAUGACCUUCCAAUGUUGUCUUUCUGUACGACAAGUUGGUUCAUGAGCAUUUUCAUUGGAGUGUUACCAAUAGAAACGACGUUGAGAGUGUGGGAUUGCAUUUUCUACGAGGAUUCCAAAACGAUUUUCCAGGUGGCUUUAACAAUUUUCAAGCUAAUGGAGCCGGAACUGCAAAAAAUUGUUGAUAGAAACAAGAGGGAGGAAGAGAAGGAGGUUAUGUCAUCAGAGCUCUUUCAGUUGAUCCAGAACUUUCCAAAGAGGCUAUUAGAUGUAAAUGCCUUGAUUGAGGAAUGCUUCAAGUACUCCGAGUUUAGUAAAGUGACACAGGAAGAGAUCAAUAAAUGCAAGAAGUAUGUAAUCGAGAGCCGGGCCAGAUAUCAUAGCUUGAUCAAGAAGAGAUCUGCAAUUGGAUUAAGGGAAUCGGACAGAAAAGAGCUGAUGAAGUCAUCGCAGAUGCUCGAGAAUAAGAAGAUUGGGUUAAAGACGUUGAAUUGGAACGGAAAAUUAAACCAUCGAAUGAGAAGGUUUCAGCAUAAGCUUCGUUAA